AUAUAAGAGUUGUCAAUUUGGAAUAAACUUUAAAACAACAGCUCUCCUUGAUUAGUAUAGUCUAGUUCGUUACCGCGCUUGGGUAACUAAGAUUUUCGUCUUCCGUAGUAAACAAAAUAGUCCAAAAUGAAUGUGCGCUUAACCACAAUGGUAUUAGCCUAUGCCUUGGCCACAAUAUUCGUACUAUCACAAGGCUUGCCAGUAUUGGACGAAUCGGGAUUUGAUAAUGCCACCAUUGAGGAACUAAAGAAUAGUGUGAACGAUACAAAGAAAAAUUUAUAUGUUGUUAAGGCUGUUGUAUAUGAAAUUGGUAUACUAACUGAAGCAGAUGAAAAUGAUACCAGUUUUGAAAGUCAAGAACGCGUCGAUUUAACAUUCUACGAUGCUCACACUAACAAGAGUCACAUCGAUUUAGGCAAUAUUCCUUUACCCAUACAGACAAAUGUAUCUGGCCAAGUGCUCACUGGCAUUGCUCCAGUAAAUAUCGGUGCGUUCAGCAGUCCAGCUGAACUGUUGGAAACACUUCCAUUGACUGGCACCAUUGUCAAUAUCACACACAGCAACACAGCAUUCUAUCAACUAACUAAAUCGAAUAAAAGUUCUGGCGAAAAACCGCACGUUGUAGGAAAUGAUGAGCUAGUGAAUUUACCUAAUAUAGCAAACCUGCUUGAAGCAGUUAGCACCAGGCAGCCUCCGCCACUUAGCACCAAAUCGGUAUUAUCUAAUUCACUCGAAAGUAUCGAUGAUUAACAACUUUUUUUAAUUUAUUAUUUGUAACCAUCGUCAUUAAAGUUUAGUAAAAGACUGUAGACUUAAUAUUUUUUUACACAUUUAAAUGUUUUUAUCUGUUAAGUGCACACUUUUUGGACUGUACAUAUGUAAAUA
Molecule: messenger RNA, 885 nt
Organism: Teleopsis dalmanni
Lineage: Eukaryota; Metazoa; Arthropoda; Insecta; Diptera; Diopsidae
Exons: 3
Coding region: 127-750 (207 amino acids)
Source: RefSeq, a predicted model, not a curated record